Pristis pectinata (smalltooth sawfish) is the source of this 2131-nucleotide messenger RNA. It is a transcript of the gene cct5, whose product is annotated as chaperonin containing TCP1, subunit 5 (epsilon). Gene Ontology annotation, molecular function: ATP-dependent protein folding chaperone; ATP hydrolysis activity; ATP binding. Gene Ontology annotation, biological process: protein folding. The coding region runs from base 346 to 1971 and encodes 541 amino acids. The transcript is spliced from 11 exons. NCBI's taxonomy places the organism in Eukaryota, Metazoa, Chordata, Chondrichthyes, Rhinopristiformes, Pristidae. The record is from RefSeq and is a predicted model, not a curated record. Gene Ontology annotation, cellular component: chaperonin-containing T-complex.
GCCACCCACCCGAUCAUCACCACCACCCCUCCAGUCGUAGGAAGCCGGGGGCGGGGCUCACUGUUCUCGUGAUACCUCCAGGUCUCGGACUAAACCAGUGCAACAGUCCUCACUCGUUAUAUUUGAUUAGAAAUAUUAAUUCGAUCGUCAACUAUUAAAUUUUGUAGUAAAAUAUUGUUGUUAAAAAUCAUUAACGAUGGAAAUGUUGGAUGUUUGAUGGUGGCAGUGUCUGACCGUGGGUUGGAGUGACCCCCGUGUGUGCGGUGGUGCGGUCAGCAGACGGUUCCAGAAGCCCGGGCUCAGACCUCCCCCUUCCCCUCACGGUACGGGCUCCCCAUCGCCAACAUGUCCGCUGUUGGGACGCUCGCUUUCGACGAAUAUGGUCGACCCUUCAUCAUCAUCAAAGACCAGGAGAGCAAGACCCGGCUAACCGGGCUGGAAGCGCUGAAGUCACAUAUUAUGGCAGCAAAAGCUGUAUCAAAUACACUGAGAACAUCUCUUGGACCAAAGGGGCUUGAUAAGAUGAUGGUGGAUAAGGAUGGAGAAGUGACAGUCACCAAUGAUGGUGCUACCAUUCUAAGUAUGAUGGAUGUGGAGCAUCAAGUUGCUAAAUUGAUGGUGGAGCUUUCCAAGUCUCAGGAUGAUGAAAUUGGUGAUGGUACUACAGGUGUGGUAGUUCUUGCUGGUGCCUUGUUGGAACAAGCUGAACAAUUACUGGAUCGUGGUAUUCAUCCGAUACGCGUAGCUGAUGGUUACGAAUUGGCUGCUCGCCAAGCUAUUGAACAACUGGACAAGAUCAGUGACAGCUUUCCUGUAGAUCCAAACAACAAAGAACCCCUUAUUCAAACAGCUAUGACUGCACUUGGCUCUAAAGUUAUUAAUCGUUGCCAUAGACAAAUGGCAGAAAUAGCUGUGAAUGCUGUUCUAACUGUUGCUGAUAUGGAGCGCAAGGAUGUAGAUUUUGAGCUGAUGAAGGUGGAAGGUAAAGUUGGUGGAAAGCUUGAGGACACACAGUUAAUUAAAGGAGUUGUGGUGGACAAAGAAUUCAGCCAUCCACAAAUGCCAAAGGUGGUAAAAGAUGCAAAGAUUGCAAUUUUGACAUGCCCCUUUGAACCACCAAAACCAAAAACCAAGCACAAGCUUGAUGUGACUUCAGUGGAAGAUUACAAGGCCUUGCAAAAAUACGAAAAGGAUAAAUUUGCGGAAAUGAUCAAUCAGGUAAAAAAUACUGGUGCCAAUCUAGCUAUUUGCCAGUGGGGAUUUGAUGAUGAAGCAAACCAUUUGCUUCUCCAGAAUAAGCUUCCGGCAGUACGUUGGGUUGGUGGGCCUGAAAUUGAGCUGAUUGCUAUUGCCACUGGAGGGCGCAUUGUUCCUCGGUUUUCAGAACUUACGCCUGAAAAACUUGGCAGUGCUGGUAUUGUCAAAGAAAUAUCUUUUGGAACUACCAAGGAUAGGAUGCUUGUGAUUGAAGAAUGCCAGAACUCGAGGGCAGUAACUAUCUUCAUCAGAGGUGGAAACAAAAUGAUAAUUGAAGAGGCAAAAAGAGCACUUCAUGAUGCAUUGUGUGUAAUUCGAAACCUUGUGAAAGAUAAUCGUGUUGUAUAUGGUGGUGGUGCUGCAGAGAUCGCUUGUGCUUUGGCUGUUAAUGAGGCAGCUAACAAGUGUCCUACUUUAGAACAGUAUGCAAUGAGAGCUUUUGCUGAUGCCCUGGAAGUCAUUCCAAUGUCAUUGGCAGAAAACAGUGGCUACAACCCAAUCCAGACAAUGACAGAAGUUCGAGCUAAACAGGUGAAGGAGAACAACUUUGCACUGGGUAUAGAUUGCUUACACAAGGAGACAAAUGACAUGAAAAAACAGCAUGUCAUAGAAACUCUAAUCGGAAAGAAGCAGCAAAUUUCUUUGGCUACCCAAGUAGUGAAAAUGAUAUUGAAAAUUGAUGAUAUUCGAUGCCCUGGAGAAAUGCAGGAAUAGACACUUAUCCUCUGCUGACAGGAAAGUGACAGGAUGCACCAUGAGUGGUGACCUCCAUUUACUGAUCAGUUAUUUAUUUUUGCAUAACACUGUAAGCUACUUGCAUUUGUUUAAAAGAACUGAAUAAAAGCAUCUGUUCCAUCUCCAGAUUUUUCACUUA